GUGAAGAAAGUUCCGCGCCGUUUCCUCAUUUCCCUUGGGAGUCGGUCGCGGAGCUCCCCAGGCCUAGAUUUGCAGGCAUGGCUCUGUCCAUCGGCGUCCUGGGUCUCGGCCUCCUGGCAUCUGCCUUCGCCUCCUACAACAUCGACCAAGACGUCCACCUCGACACGGUGGGGCUGCUAAGGAAAUACGGGUACCCGGCGGAGGCGCACGAGGUGACGACGGCCGAUGGCUACAUCCUGACGCUGCACCGCGUGCCCCACUCGCCCUCGUCGCCCCCGGGGGGCAGGGGGGCGGGGGGCCGGAGACCCGUGGUGUUCCUGCAGCACGGCUUGGUGUGCUCCUCCGCCGACUGGGUCGUCAUGGGCCCCGGCGUCGCCCCAGCGUACGUUCUGGCUGACGCCGGAUAUGAUGUGUGGAUGGGAAAUUUUCGAGGGAACAAAUACAGCCGGCGUCACACGAGUCUCAGCCCCGAUGGACUGUUCAACUCGAAAUUCUGGAAUUUCGAUUGGCACGAAAUGGGCAUCUACGACAUGCCCGCGUCUAUCGACUACGUGCUCGAAACCACUGGAGAGGAAAAGUUAUUCUACAUAGGCCAUUCCAUGGGCACAACAAGUUUCUGGGUGAUGAACGCCGUGCGACCAGAGUUCAACGCCAAAUUCCGCGCCAUGUUCGCAUUGGCCCCUGUGGUCUACGUGCGCUACGUGCCCCAACCACUGCUGCGCGCCGCCGCCUACGCCAACAAGCCUCUUGAGCUUAUUUCCAAAUUAAUAGGUUACAAUGAGCUCCUCCCAAGCAAAAUACUACAGACAAUCUUUGGGAAGAUAUGUAGAGAUAAACUACCUUCCAAGAUUAUAUGUGAAAAUCUUAUCUACUUUUUUUGUGGUUACAACCCUGAAGAACUAAAUUCGAUGUGGGACUAUGGACCAACAAAUAUUUUCCACUACGGUUCAAGGUCACCGCCUAAGUACAAUCUAAGCAAAGUAACUGCACCAGUAGCUCUUUACUACAGUAUUGGUGAUACAUUGACUGAUAAAAUGGACGUGGACAGGCUGUACAGGAACACCAUAAACCCAAUUGGCAAAUUCCAAAUCCCCAAGGAUCAUUUUAGUCACAUGGAUUUUAUUUGGGGCAUCCAUUCUAAGGAAUUAAUAUUCGAUUUGAUCAUCGCUAAUUUUCAAAUUGGUUACAAUGAGGUCAAGAAAGGCAAUCCACAAAAUACAAUCUUUGGGACGAUAUGUAGACAUAAACUACCUUACAAGACUAUGUGUGAUAAUCUUAUAUACUUUCUUUGUGGUUACGACCCUGAAGAACUAAAUUCGACGAUGCUCCCAGUUCUUAUGAGUCACACGCCGGCGGGGGCCAGCUCUAAGACGCUUCUGCACUUUCUGCAGGAAAUCUUAUCAGAUGAGUUUCAGAUGUGGGACUAUGGACUAACAAAUAUUUUCCACUACGGUUCAUUGUCACCGCCUAAGUACAAUGUAAGCAAAGUAACUGUACCAGUGGCCAUUCACUACAGCAUAGGUGAUAGGAUCACUGGUAAAACGGAUGUGGACAGACUGUUCAGGAACACCAGAAAUACCAUUGGCAAGUUUCAAGUCCCCAAGGAUCAUUUUAGCCACAUGGAUUUUGUCUGGGGCGUCCAUUCUAAGGAAUUAAUAUACGAUUUGAUCAUCGGUUUAAUGUCACGCGUUUGAAAGUGUGCCAUUUUUCUGUGCUGCUAGGCACACGAGCACCUUCAGAUUUUGAUGGUGAAUUAAAAACAUCUCUAUUGAUUCAGUUAUAGUUUGUAUGAAGAGUAACGAAGAGUAAUGAGGAAGAAGAAAAAGAAGUAUAUUCUCUUCAUGGACACCUUAAUCACUUUCAUACGUCGUAUGGGUGCUCAACAAGACUUAUUCAUAAACAUAUUUACAUUCUUUUAAUACUUACUUUCCUACCCCGAUCUUGUGUUUACCACUUUCAUAACUUCUACUUGGUCUGUUUCUCUCCCUACCAUUUUUAUUUACAAUCUUGUGU
This is a messenger RNA of Gryllus bimaculatus (two-spotted cricket), 2013 nucleotides long. The record is from the annotation of a GenBank genome assembly. Lineage: Eukaryota; Metazoa; Arthropoda; Insecta; Orthoptera; Gryllidae.